AAAACGAAGUAUAGAAACGUUAGUAAAUGUAAUUAAUUAAUUAUUAAGUUGAUCUAUUCGUAAAUGUGACUGACCUGUUUUUUCAAUCACAAAUUAAAGUGGUAGCCAGAACUUGCGGCGGCAGUCCGGGAAUGAUAGUAUAAGUAUUGGUGUACACUGUUAUCAAACAACCAUUGUUUUAACCUUCGAUUGAAGUUUUAUUGCUUCGUUAGCUGACAAAUUGUGUUAGUCGAAUGUUAGUAUAACAAGCGCUGGACACAGCAAUCGAUUGGUCUUGCACCGCGGAAGCGGUUAUGCUAUUUUUUUACAGUAACAGCUCAUUUUACUUUCAAGUUUAGGGUGGGUAGUUAAUCAAAGAGGUCGCGCGCCGAUAACAUGUUUUAUAUAUGGCUCGGUUACGUGUAGGUCAAGUUAAUUAAUUGUUAGAAAACAUUUUGUGUGUCAGGAAACAUGUUUUUAAAUUAUUACCGUGUAGAUAUUUUAUCCACUAAUAAACUACCUACUAAAUGUUAGCUUAUAGUCUAUAUCUAAUAAAAAUAAACAAAUAUGAAUACUUGCUUUCUAAAAGUAAAUUCAAAAGUAACUUCAUGAUCCAUUUUUGUACUGUAAUAAUGUCACUGUCACAUGUACUUACGAAGUGAGUACAAUAAAUGAUGCUAUCGAAGGGUGACAUUUAGUUGUAAGUAAUGUUUAUAAGAAAUAUUAUGUUUAUUGGCAAACAAAAUUCCGUCGGAUAUGGAUAACAUCCUGCCGACCUUAUAUACAGUAAGAAUUAAGUAUGGCUAAAUAAUGUUAUUGUUUGUAAUUAGUAAUGAGUUAAAUACAAACAAUCCCAGUUCUAUCACGUUCGAUAUUUCUUCACUAUGCGUUCUUCAAUUGCACGAUCGUCCUUUUCAAUUGUAAACAUCUUAAUCUCAGUUUUCAACAAAAUUGUUUCCUAAAAAUAAUGAAAUAUCAACAAUUAAUAAAAAUAAGAUAAGCUCUAUAAAUAUCAACUAGUCUAUAUCGUUGACUUACACUUUUCUUUAGUCCUUUCGCCUAAGAUAGUAUUCACAAGUGAAUCGUGUUUUUACGCAUAUCGCGUCGACAACGCGUUUGACAUCAGUCGCACGCUGCUGUUUGUCCUGCUCGCUAGGUCGCAAAAAGUGUAAAGUUUCAUUGAAGAUUUGCCGCAUAAGAGAUAUGAAUGAGGACCACUUCGUUUUCUAUCGAGGUCCUGGCCCUUCUGUUCCUGACACUGAUCCCGUGGCCAGGGCCGUCAGUCUUCAAGAUCACUUGUUCUCGUGACAACUCCAAAAUUGUGCGAAAAGUUAUACAAAACAAAUGGCUUCCUGUUUUAGAAAGAUUUCAGGUGAAGCUACCACUAGAGUGUCCUUUUCACCCCGCUCGCGACAUUUUCGCCCCACAGCACGCGGCAAAAUUACAACAUCGGCCUUCGCAAUGGACAUGCGCCUUUUGCGGCAAAUCUUUUUACGAAGAGCGAUUCUUAGAUAUGCAUUUCGAUCAGAGACACAAGAACCAGAUUAAUAAGGCUGAAGACGCAGUAUGCCUGGCGGACUACUGCGACAUAAUGCGUUGUCAGGUGCUCAUCGCUCACGGACUAUUGAGUGGCGGCGGCGGACCUGGCACUGACAUCGAGGUGUGGCAGGAUGUUGAGACGGUGAAGAAGGCGCUGGCUCCAGCGGCAGCGCGUAGCGUGGCGCGAGUGCCGACGCGACGCAGGCACAGGUCGCGCGGCAGCUCCGCGCCGGCGCCUGUCCCCGACUGCCCCAAGACUGAAGUCGAGAAUGAUGAAACUGAUUCCGAAGAUAAGCCGGCAGAAGAUAGUGAGAGUGACGCAAACCAAACAGCGGAGCUGUGUGACGCCGACACGGUAGAGUCGUCGCUGCCCCCGGACAGUCGACAACGGCGCCUGGCCGACCUGCAGGCGGAGAGGGCUGCCUGCGACCCCACACAUCUUCAGACGCUUAAAGUACGGUGUGAGAGGAUCGUGCAUUCUUGUAUAGCAACACUUCUGUUACAUCUUACACAACACCAAUUCACGGAAUUAGAAGAAGAGAUGCAGCGCGCGGUGUGCUGGUACCUGAGCUGCGACCGGUACUGGGAGGACACGGCGCCGAGCGCGCGCGCGUUCCCCUGGCCGCUGCUGCUCGCGCUCGCUACCGGCCUCGCGCUCGCGCUCUGUAUGUGCUACUACAUUAUAUGGAUUGUUUUCGAUUCGGAAGAAGGCAGCGUGGCGGGCAGCGCGUCGGUAUCCAUGACGACGCACUCGUCGCCCGCGCGCGGCGACCGGCUCGCCGCCGAGGAGGCGAUGCUGGACGACCCGGACCACGACGACCACUACAUAUACGUCACGUACCCGCCGGAGCUCAAGCGCAGGCUCUUGGAGAGCUGCUACAAUAGAACGACUCGUCUUUGAGAUACGUGUCCAUCCCAAUUCGCCGUGCAUGCGUACUUCGAUGCAAGUAGAUUUUUUUAUUUAGAUUUAGCAAUACAAAGACAGUCUGAUGUAGCCAAAUGUCAACGAAAUACUGUUUUACGUGAAGUGUGACUAUCUCACGUAAUAUGUAAGGCGCCUGUCGUGGCUCAUACGAUCUGCAGAAAUAUAUUUUGUGUAUAAUGUAUCGUAAGAUUAAUAUUAGCGAUGCAAUGACUGUCGCGAGUUUUGUCGUAGGAUUUGGAAGCGAUCUUUCAAUAUUAUUGCAUGAACAAAUGCACACGGUAAAUACGUGUCAAUAUUAUGAUUUUGCUUACUAUAUUCGCUUUAGAAUGAAGUGUUUUUAAUGGUACGUUAAUGAACAUGUUAUAUAUCAACAGUUUCAAAAUGUUUUAAGAAGACUGCUCGUGUAAUCAUUGCAUUGCUAGUAAACGCACCUAAGUACAUUUUAUGUAUUUAUACAGGUUCUGUUUGAAAUAUUUAUAUUAUACACUCAUCCCAUCGUACUAUUUGUGGACGUAAAUUCUUAUUUAAUUGAUAUUUCGUAUUCAUUCGAUGUAGAAAUUCUGAAAUCUCAUCAAUGAUAUUGUUUUCAAUAAUAUUUUACGGGGUAGGUAAAUUUUAUUAUGAUUAGUAAUAGUUUGCUUAUAAACAAUUGGUGCCUAAUUUUAACUCCCUAUAGCCUAUACAUAUAAAGUGGAUAUUCCUUUGUAGUUACAUAUUUGUAUAUAAAUUGAACUACCCAUAGUAUA
This is a messenger RNA of Manduca sexta (tobacco hornworm), 3189 nucleotides long. RefSeq lists its product as uncharacterized. Bases 1187 to 2419 code for a protein of 410 amino acids. The transcript has 11 exons. The record is from RefSeq and is a predicted model, not a curated record. Lineage: Eukaryota; Metazoa; Arthropoda; Insecta; Lepidoptera; Sphingidae.